UUCAGCAAGACAGUUAAAUUUGUUUUAAUUCAAUAAUUCUUGAGUAUAGAUUUUUUUAAAAAGAAGAAGAAUUAGUUUCACUGGCAUAUUCAUUUCCCACUUAUAACAAGACAUUUUUCAUGUUUUAAGCGAAAAAUCUGUCAGCGGAGCCACUACGUUUUUAUAUAUUCAAGAAAGACAAAAAAAAAAAAACAUUUCUCUUGCUGAAAAGCUACUUUUACGUUAUUAUCAUUUUUUCUCUUAUGCCAAGUGUAUUUGAUUUAGAAACUAGACUAAAAUAGUGGAGGAGCUACAUUUUUAAUGUUUUGACAUUUUGUAAAUGUAAGAACGAAUCAAACAACUUACAUUUAAAUUAAAAUGAAACAUUUUUAGUGCAUCAUUUUUGAAUUUGCAAACGCGUUGUUGCGACAGACAGGCGACCUGUCCAGGGUGACCCCCCGCCUCUCGCCCUGACCGUUCGCUGGAGACAGACACCAGCAGGCCUCGAAGGGGGCGCAGAAAAUGGAUGGAUGGAUAAAACGCCUUGUAUUCAUUUUUGGUUGCUAAGGCUCCCUGGAGGGCGUUCCUGGCCAGUCAAACCCCGCCCACACUGCCUGCUCUCCGGGGCUGCCGCUUCGGGUCAACCGCUGGGCUUUUCUGCCGGUUUCCUCCCGAACCGGACCUCCUCCUCGGCCCAACAUGUAGGAGUCGUCUGGACGUGCAGGGAAGCGUGAACGGUCCUCUUCCCCACCGGCUGGUUGAAGGGACGCGAGAGUUCGGGAGAGCAGCAGGUGUCCGUCCUGUUCGGCAGCUGCAGAUCUGAAAACACACUCCACUGACCCCAUGCUCUCACUUUUGAGGGGUUAAGGUAACAAUCAGAAGUCAUGUCGGCUGACAUUCUGCAGGGGUUCAGCACCUUGACGCCGAGCGUCAAGCAACUCAGCCGACUCCUUCGCCUCUCUGACCUCCUCCCUUCCUCCCUGCCAUCACCUUGCCCCACCGUUGCUGCCUCCCAGGUCCCCGCUCUGUUCCGAGAGCCCUACAUCCUGUCGGGCUACCGCCCCAUCCAGCAAGACUGGCGCUGCUACCUCCUGAGCCUCUUCCAGCGUCACAAUGAAACCCUGAAUGUGUGGACUCACUUGCUCGCAGCUCCAGCACUGCUGCUUCUCUGGUGGGCCAACGUGGGCGCCCUGGGGUACACCUUGGAUGCAGCCUCCCUGCCUCUCGCCCUCUUCAUGGUGUCUUCUCUCACAUAUCUGUGCCUCAGCGUGGCAGCUCACCUCCUGCAGUCUCAUUCUGAGCGUGCGCACUACUACUUCUUCUUUUUGGACUACGUGGGUGUGGCGGUGUACCAGUACGGCUGCUCACUCGGCCAUUACUUCUACUCCUCUGAGCCAGCGUGGAGAGACAGCAUUGGGUUGAUGUUUCUGCCCGGUGCUGCCUUCUUUGGGUGGCUCUCCUGCGCCGGCUGCUGUUUUGCGAAGGCCAGGUACAGGCGGCCGUAUCCGCUGCAGCGUAAAAUCUGCCAGCUGAUCCCCACCAGCCUGGCCUACGCGCUAGAUAUUAGCCCCAUAGCCCACCGUCUGCUCACCGUCCCCUGGUCACAGGAGACCUCCCUCCCCUUUCACGCCCUGCAGAUUGGCUCAUUCAUUUUGGCUGCCUUCUUCUUCUCCUGUCCAAUUCCGGAGCGUUUUUUCCCCGGCCGCUGUGACUUUGUGGGCCAGGGUCAUCAGGUGUUCCACCUGUUCCUGUCCCUGUGCACCGUGUUCCAGCUGGAGGCUUUGUUUCUGGACCACGCCAGGCGACGGGACGCAGUGCUGGGUGUGUUUGGAGAACAGCAGCUGUGGUGGGCUUGUGUGUCCUUCCCCUGUCUCUUCAUGUGUUGCGUCCUCACAGCUCUUAUAGCCAUGAGGCACAUGAGCAAAAUACUUCAACAUGUAGAGAAGAAAAAGUGACCUUUUUUUUGCGUGUGCAGAAAGAGGGCUGGGCUCAGUGAUUUGUAAUAGUAUUCAAUCAGAUGCGACUUUUAAUUUGUGUAUUUAACAGCCUGUCUCUCUGAAGAGUGUGAUUACUUUUAAUAUCUAAACAAUAAAGCCAGCUUUAACGGAAUCUGUGCUGGUCCAUUUAUCGGGUCAUCUGAAAAUUCCUGAAGGGUUUAAUUACUAAAAGAAUUGCUUGGCUCAGUUUACCUCAUAAUUAGCUAAGUAUGGCUCAGCCAAAUUUUCAACAGUGGACAAUGCUCCCACUGUAAUGGUUCUUGUACCAGAUUGACCU
Molecule: messenger RNA, 2253 nt
Organism: Xiphophorus maculatus (southern platyfish)
Lineage: Eukaryota; Metazoa; Chordata; Actinopteri; Cyprinodontiformes; Poeciliidae
Gene: paqr8
Product: membrane progestin receptor beta
Exons: 3
Coding region: 864-1934 (356 amino acids)
Biological process (GO): response to steroid hormone
Cellular component (GO): plasma membrane
Molecular function (GO): nuclear steroid receptor activity; steroid binding
Source: RefSeq, a predicted model, not a curated record